ACUUCAUGGUUUGAAAUCUGGAAAGACGUUGAAAGAGUUUCGCGGUCAUUCAUUUUUUGUUAACGAUGCAAUAUUUUCAUAUGACAUGUCAAGGGUGAUCAGCGCAAGUAGCGAUGAUACUGUAAAGAUUUUGGGCAGUAAAUCAACUAGCUGCCUCCACACAAUAACGCCACAUGGCGGACAGGGAGCCACCGCAACUAUUUCAGGUGGAAUAACGGUUAAUUGUGUUGUUCAAGUGCCAAAGAAUAUGGAUCAAAUAAAAUUAUUUGUAAUAAUUUACUUAGUAACCAUGAGAGGACAGGGCGAUUUCAUUUAUUGUGCAGCAGAAGAUUCAAAUUUAUAUUGUUUUAAUGUUCAAACUGGAAAGUCAACAACUUUAAAGUUAUCUGAUUCAGAAGUUAUUGGAACUUCGCAUCAUCCAUUUUCAAACAUUUUGGCAUAA
Messenger RNA from Racocetra persica, 442 nucleotides. NCBI's taxonomy places the organism in Eukaryota, Fungi, Glomeromycota, Glomeromycetes, Diversisporales, Gigasporaceae. The record is from the annotation of a GenBank genome assembly.